Messenger RNA from Malurus melanocephalus (red-backed fairy wren), 2021 nucleotides. It is a transcript of the gene TXNIP, whose product is annotated as thioredoxin interacting protein. Gene Ontology annotation, biological process: protein transport. Gene Ontology annotation, molecular function: ubiquitin protein ligase binding. The coding region runs from base 176 to 1435 and encodes 419 amino acids. NCBI's taxonomy places the organism in Eukaryota, Metazoa, Chordata, Aves, Passeriformes, Maluridae. Gene Ontology annotation, cellular component: cytoplasm. The transcript is spliced from 7 exons. The record is from RefSeq and is a predicted model, not a curated record.
CUGAGGUUGCAGGGUUUGGUGGUGUCGAGCGGGCUGCGACGAGUGCCUAGCGCCUCAAAASAAAGCGUUCGGUCGCAUUUUUGCUCUGGAUUCGCCUGGUUCGGGCGGUUUUUGUUGCUCCAAGGGUGUAAAGCCCCGCAGCCGUUGCUCUGUGCGUUCCCGUGGKGCCCCAGCCAUGGUAAUGUUCAAGAAGGUGAAGAGCUUCAUGGUGGCCUUCAGCGAGCCCGACAAAGUCUACUGCAGCGGGGACAAGGUGGCUGGGCGUGUGCUGGUGGAGGUGGCUGAGGUGACCCGUGUCAGUGCCGUCAAGGUGUUGGCAUGUGGUGUGGCCAGGGUGACCUGGGCCAAGGGUCCGGCGCAGUGCCGGCAGGAGAUGGAGUACCUGCGCUUCGAGGACGUGCUGGCRCUUGAGGAGCAGCCCACAGAUGAGGAUGGCUCCGUCAUCCUGAGACCUGGGAACAAGUAUGAGUACAAAUUCGGCUUCGAGCUGCCCCAAGGGCCACUGGGCACCACGUUCAAGGGGAAGUAUGGCUCUGUGGAUUACUGGGUGAAGGCGUCUCUGGAGCGUCCAGCCUGCCCCAUACAGCAGGUCAAGAAACGCUUCGAGGUGAUGGAUCCUGUGGAUGUGAACACCCCAGAAUUGCUGUCUCCAGUUGCAGCCAAGAAGGAGAAGAAAGUGUCGUGUAUGUUCAUCCCAGAUGGACGCGUGUCUGUCAGCGCCCAAAUUGAUAGGAAGGGCUUCUGUGAAGGUGACGAGAUCUGUAUCAACGCAGACUUUGAAAACACCUGCUCACGCAUCGUGGUGCCCAAGGCAGCCAUUGUGGCCAAGCACACAUACCUGGCCAAUGGUCAGACCAAGGUCUUCUCCCAGAAACUGUCCUGCGUUCGUGGCAAUCACAUCAUCUCYGGGACCUCUGAGUCCUGGCGUGGCAAAACCAUCCGUGUGCGGAAGCUCAAACCCUCUAUCCUGGGCUGCAACAUCCUGCGUGUGGAGUAUUUCCUGCAGAUAUACGUCAGUGUCCCGGGCUCCAAGAAAAUCAUCCUGGAGCUGCCGCUGGUUAUUGGGAGCCGCUCAGGCAUCGGGAGCCGCAGCUCCAGCAUGGCCAGUCAGACAAGUUCGGAGAUGAGCUGGGUGGACCUGAAUCUCCCGGAUGCUCCAGAGGCUCCCCCGUGCUACCUGGACAUUGUUCCUGAGGAUCACCGGCUGGAAAGCCCCACCACGCCACUCCUGGAUGAUCCGGAUGGAUUUGACAGCCCCAUCUUCAUGUACGCGCCCGAGUUCAAGUUCAUGCCGCCCCCCACCUACACGGAGGUGAGCUCAGCACCGGCACGGGAUGGGCCAGGUGGAUCUGGGGUCACCUGCCUGGRUCCCUCACCUGCUUCCUGCUCCGUCGCCCAGGUGGAUCCCUGCGUUGCCAACAACAAUGUCCAGUGAGCGCUGCACUUGGUGGGUUGCUCCUGCUUUUCUGGACUCAGCUCCAUGUGCCACACACCUGCAACAUGUCUGGCCCCACACACCUGGAGUCGAAGUGCUCCCGAGGAACUGCCACAUUCCUGAGGAACUGCUGCAUUCUCGAGGAACCACUGUUCCAGAGCCAUCCCGGGCACCAGAAUCUUGUGGAAAACCCGGCAAAGAGCCCUCACAGACUGGGGGGAGGCAAGAUGGAUCCAGCUGGAAAAGGGCUGGAAAACCUCAGCUGUCAYGGCUGUUGUGACAUGCUGUGUGUUCUUGCCUUGUCAUGACGUGGUGACAGGCAGGAAACGCUGGUUUUAACUAAGUCCAUCCUAAUUCCGUAACUCUGGAUGCUGCUCUGGUUGCCCUGCGCUCCUGCUGAGGGACGGGGGCACUGACACCAUGAAUCCGUCCUGUCGUGAUACAAGCCUAUUACUGCGACUGAUGUCUUUUGUACUCUUCGAUUUUGUACAYAGUAUUGUUGGGAGGAGUAAAGCACAAAAAUGCAAAUUUUGUACCUUUUUGUGGCCCCUGGGGGGCAAAGUUUGUAAUAAAUGAGUGAAAUGCA